Messenger RNA from Nothobranchius furzeri (turquoise killifish), 988 nucleotides. It is a transcript of the gene smtla, whose product is annotated as somatolactin alpha. The record is from RefSeq and is a predicted model, not a curated record. Gene Ontology annotation, biological process: positive regulation of receptor signaling pathway via JAK-STAT; positive regulation of growth; animal organ development. NCBI's taxonomy places the organism in Eukaryota, Metazoa, Chordata, Actinopteri, Cyprinodontiformes, Nothobranchiidae. Gene Ontology annotation, cellular component: extracellular region. Gene Ontology annotation, molecular function: growth hormone receptor binding; growth hormone activity.
GCGUCAAGAUGAAGAAGCAGCAAAGAAAACUCCAAGAGAAUCAACAGGAUGCACAUGAGAGUCCUGCAGUGGGGUGUCUGGGCGUUGCUUCUUUGGCCCUGUCUUGUUGUCAUAAGUAACCCAGAAGACUGUAAAGAAGAUCAUGGCAGCCUCACCCGCUGCCCCUCCAUCUCCCAGGAGAAACUUCUGGACCGAAUCAUCCAUCACGCUGAGCUGAUCUACCGUGUCUCAGAAGAACUCUGUUCUUUGUUUGAGGAGAUGUUCAUCCCAUUUCCCCUGAGGAUCCAGAGUAACCUGGCUGCGUACGCAUGCAUCACCAAAACUCUGCCCAUCCCCAGCUCUAAGAGUGAACUCCAACAAAUAUCUGACAAAUGGUUACUCCAUUCAGUUUUGAUGCUAGUCCAGUCCUGGAUCGAGCCUUUGGUUUACCUACAGAUGACCCUGGAUCAUUACGAUCAUGCUCCAGACACGUUGCUCAACAAGACUAAGUGGGUGUCUGAGAAGCUUGUCAGUCUGGAGCAAGGAGUGGUAGCUCUGAUCAAGAAGAUGUUGGACGACGGGACGCUGGCCACUGCUUACAACGAUCAAAGUGUGCCACAGAAUGAUGUUCAGCCAGAAGUGUUGGAGUCUGUGAUGAAGGACUAUGUCUUAAUCAGCUGCUUCAAGAAAGACGCCCACAAGAUGGAGACUUUCCUCAAGCUCCUCAAAUGUCGUCAAACUGACAGAUACAACUGUGCAUGAAACAUAGACUGCAGCUUUUAAAUAAUGCAGCGUUUAGCUUUAAAUGAUUUUCUGAGGUUGGUAGUGUGCACUUAAAGAUAGGACCAUGCCUUAGGCGCUCCAGCCUUGCUUGCAGUCCAGUGCUUUCCUUAUUGAUUGUUUUGGAACACCUUCACACAAAUCUAAGUAGGUGUAAGGCUCUGCCCUUUUCUUAGCCACAUACGGUGUUUUAAAUAAAUAAAAAAAUAAAACUGUAUGUUUUUUUCUU